UACAGCGCCGGCGCGUCAUCCUCGGUUCACAUCGACGGAACGAGUUGUAAGCAAAUGAGAACAUGUGUGGGAUCUGAGAGAGUGAGAAAAGGCAAGGGGGGAUAGAGGGGAGCAAGAGGAGGUGUGAUAAAAGACUAUUUAUCAGCCUGACAAGUGGAUACGAAAUUUGAUCGCUGGACUAUUUUUUUUUUCUCUCUUUAUAUUUUUCAGACUGGGAAUUUAUCGAUUCGUCACAUGCGCACGCCUCUUCAUUAUAAUUGCAGACAGUUGGGUGCUGUUCAGGCUGAAUGGACUUGAAUGUGCCGCUGCCAGCUUAAUCCGUGCAGACUGGAAGAUUUAAUAAUUCACGGUAAUCACGCAUUAUCGCCUCAGUGGAUGCUCUCAACACAGCUCCGGUGAUUUCUCCCUCUCUUUGCCCAUUCUUCCUGUUGUCUUCUGGAGGAUUUAUCGACGGCUGCUUUGCAAAAUAUGCUCCUUAUCUGAGAUAUCAUCUGUUGCUGCAACUGGAUUGAAAAGCCCCCAUGACUGGCUCUGACACGCGCUUCAGACUGACCGCCUGGAGGUGAUGUGGACUAAAUAAGAAGCAAUUUAAUCACGUUUUGAUAUUUACUCCAGGUAAAAUGGACGAAAAAUUACUAUUACUUUUAUUACUUCUCUUAUCUCUACACGCGAGGCUGUGAUUUUGCUCGUACACAUCAUGAUCCUUUUACUCCGUUGAAUUGCCUCUUAUUGAUUCAGACUGUAAGCUUAAUAGCAGUAUUACAAGGCGAAUUUCAGCGUGAAGUGACACUGAGGACACUUGGAUACGGGGAUCGUGGAGGUAUUCCCCUCCCUUACUCUUCAUUUGAUUUAUUCCAUUUUUCAACUGAAGGGUAAAUGUUGAUGAUGGAGGACGACGAAUUAGACGCUCAUCAGGUUGAUUCGGAUUUCGAGCCGCAGAGCCGGCCUCGCUCGUGCACCUGGCCGCUACCUUGCCCGGAGGAUUUCCCCGGUGGACACGAGGUCAGCGGGGGUCUUCCGCUGGCCAACAUCAAGGUGGAACCGGAGGACGUCCCGGCUUGCAUAGCGGGGCUCGUAGGCGGAACACCGGGAGAGCUGAAGCACCCAGCCGGCGCCCCGGCACCCACAGGCGCGACGCACCCAUGCCUGGCUGGCGCGGCGCUCGAUGUGACCGGACCGCUGCGCAAAGCCAAAUCCUCGCGGCGGAACGCGUGGGGGAACCAGUCCUACGCGGAUCUCAUUACCCGCGCCAUUGAGAGCACCCCUGAAAAGAGACUCACGCUGUCACAGAUAUACGACUGGAUGGUCCGUUAUGUGCCCUAUUUCAAGGAUAAGGGCGACAGUAACAGCUCAGCUGGCUGGAAGAACUCCAUCCGACACAACCUGUCCCUCCACACGCGUUUUAUCAGGGUGCAGAAUGAGGGAACAGGGAAGAGUUCUUGGUGGAUGCUGAACCCGGAUGGAGGAAAGAUGGGCAAGUCCCCCCGCCGGCGAGCAGUCUCCAUGGACAACAACACCAAAUACCUAAAGAGCAAAGGCCGCGUCAGAGGUAAGAGGAUUGGCCGUCCCGGGAUAGGAGCAGGGUCUGUCGUGGUUGGGCUCCAAGGCUCCCCAGACCAUAGCAGUCCACCACAGAAAGGCCUCCCAGGAACUGGAGGUGCAUCUGCGACGGAUGGAGAGUUUGACGCUUGGACCGAUCUCCAUUCCAGGGCAAGUUCGUCAGCCUCCACACUGAGUGGGCGCCUGUCACCCAUCCUCGCAGAGGGAGAGCCAGAGGAACCAGAGGAAGGUGGCCUGUCCUGUUCGACCUCCCCCCACCUCUACCCCUCGCCAACCAGUGCCCGCUCUCCAUCCAUGGGUGCAGGGAAUCUCUGUCCUCCCCUUGAGCAGCUGCCUCAGUUGGCUAACCUGACAGGUGCCAUCAGCCUGGAUGAGCAGCUGAUGGAGGACAGUUAUCAUCACCAUCACCCGUCGCAGCAGCAACAUCAGCAGCAUCCAGCUGUUGGCAGACACAAGCACCAAACCCCUGUCUACCACUACAGCUCUGGAGUGAAGGGGCAGAGCUCCUACGGUGCAGGCGUCUACGGUGCAACAGGCAUGGGGAUGCUGCGCCACCACUCACCCAUGCAGACCAUCCAGGAGAACAAGCCCGCGAGUUUCUCUGGAACCAUGCGGGCGUACUCCAGCACCAAUGCCCUGCAGAGUCUGCUAACAGGGGGGCCAGCUAGGCAGCAAUACUGUUCCAAGGACAUGAUGCUGGGACAGGAGAGGGAGAGCCACCCUAUGAUGGCUCAAGCUAGUAACGGAGUAAGCUCCAACCAUCACAGCCACCACCCUGGCCACCACAAUGGCCACAGCCACAAUGGACCUCAUAGUCACAGCUCAGCUCAUAGCCAUAACAGAACUCACAGCCAUACUAGUAGUCAUAAUCACAACAAUGUCACCAACCACAACCACAACUCACCUCACAGCCUCGCCCACAACGGUCACAACCUCAGCCAGAGCCAUAACCAGACUCCGCCCCGAGCUGUGGCUCUCAUCCCACGUGGAAACAGCAAUCAGCUGCAGACCUACAACCACAAAGCCCCCUACCUGUACAGCCCCCCAUCACACGCCCACCUCCCCGCCUCCACCACCCUGCCCCCAAACCCAGCAGGUAUGCUCGGCAUGCCCCAGGACUCCUGCCACGUGGCCGCUGCCCCACACCCCCGUCACAACCAUUACCCCGACCCACAACACCAAGGCUUGACUAACGGACCGUACCUCCAUGGCCAGGGGAUGGGGAAUGGUAGUGUUGGUAGCAACUACCAUAGCUAUCACCAACCGCACCCCCAUGAGAGACUACCAGCCGACCUGGACAUUGACAUGUUCCACGGUAGCUUGGACUGCGACGUGGAGUCCAUCCUCCUCCAUGACAUUAUGGACUCUGGGGAGGAGAUGGACUUCAACUUUGACUGCUCCCUAGCCCAAGGGGUGGGCAUUGGCAUGGGUAUGGGCAUGGGUGUGACCAUGGGCAUGGGGAUGAGCAGUCUGACUGGUCCACAGCAAGCCCACAGCAACCAGAGCUGGGUGCCUGGCUGAAGUCUAGGAAGUCACAU
Messenger RNA from Centropristis striata (black sea bass), 3098 nucleotides. Its product is annotated as forkhead box protein O3-like. The coding region runs from base 877 to 3081 and encodes 734 amino acids. Gene Ontology annotation, molecular function: DNA-binding transcription factor activity, RNA polymerase II-specific; RNA polymerase II cis-regulatory region sequence-specific DNA binding. The record is from RefSeq and is a predicted model, not a curated record. Gene Ontology annotation, cellular component: nucleus. NCBI's taxonomy places the organism in Eukaryota, Metazoa, Chordata, Actinopteri, Perciformes, Serranidae. The transcript is spliced from 2 exons. Gene Ontology annotation, biological process: regulation of transcription by RNA polymerase II.